This is a messenger RNA of Cladophialophora yegresii CBS 114405, 1146 nucleotides long. RefSeq lists its product as uncharacterized. The record is from RefSeq and is a predicted model, not a curated record. Gene Ontology annotation, molecular function: nucleotide binding. Bases 1 to 1146 code for a protein of 381 amino acids. NCBI's taxonomy places the organism in Eukaryota, Fungi, Ascomycota, Eurotiomycetes, Chaetothyriales, Herpotrichiellaceae. The transcript is spliced from 5 exons.
AUGACUUCCCCCAUCCGUCUGGGCAUAAUAGGCUACGGCUUCUCGACCAAAUGCUUCCACCUCCCCUUCAUCAACGCCCUACCCGCCGACUUCAAGGUAGUCGCGUUCUUCCAGAGAUCAGAAGCUCCAAAGGACCCCAAGGCCGCGGACCCGGGGUCGCAUUGCACGGUCGACUAUCCCGACGUCAAGCAUUACAGCCAGAAAGAGGACUUUUUCGCCGACGAGGCCAUUGACGCAGUGAUUGUCUGCAGCAGGCAGGACACACAUGCCGAGUAUGCUGCUAGGGCCCUGAAUGCCGGGAAACACGUCGUCGUGGAAAAGGCAUUCACCAGGACAACGGAAGAGGCCGACGAUCUGAUUGCCCUGGCGAAGCAAAAGGGCAAGAUCCUGACAGUGUUUCAGAAUCGAAGAUGGGACAACGACUUCCUAACCCUCCGCCACUUGAUCGCCGAAGACGCUCUCGGCACGAUCAAGGAACUAGAAAUUCACUACGACGUGGACUUCCCCUUCUGGAUGCGCAAUAUGAACAAGAAGGAAUACUCGCCCGGAGAAGGCAUGACAUUCGGCCUAGGAAGCCACACGCUCGACCAGGCGCUCCUCCUGUUCGGCCGCCCCUCGUCGGUCACAGGCUUCCUGCGCGUGCUACGAGGCAUCGACUCGGAGGUGGAAGACUCGUUCACGGCCAUCCUGCAAUACGAGGGCAGCCAGAAGGAUCUGCUCGUGACGGUCAAGACCAACGUCGUGUCUCCACUGAAGGAUCAGUUGAAGUAUGUGGCUAGAGGCACCAAGGGGAGUUACGUCAAGCACGGGACGUGUAUCCAGGAGGCACAGAUCCUCGGCAAACCGUCCCUGCCCGCGACAGACCCGUCGUUUGGUCACGAACCAUCUCAUCUGUACGGCAUGCUCGCAACCAAGAACGAGCCGUUUGACCGUGCCCAUCAGGUCCAUGAGCCUGAUGUGAACUUGUGGGUCGGUCGAUAUCCCACCAUCCCGGGCCGCUGGCUGGGCUUUUAUGAGAACUUGAGGGAUGCGAUACGCGGCAGGGCUGAGAUUGCUGUGAAGGCCGAACAAAGCCGGGAUGGGAUCCGGUUGAUUGAGUUGGUGAGGGAAAGUAGUCAGACGGGUACGAUUGUGAAAUGGCACUGA